Messenger RNA from Aspergillus eucalypticola CBS 122712, 1989 nucleotides. Its product is annotated as ferric reductase family protein. The transcript has a single exon. Gene Ontology annotation, molecular function: ferric-chelate reductase activity. The record is from RefSeq and is a predicted model, not a curated record. The coding region runs from base 1 to 1989 and encodes 662 amino acids. NCBI's taxonomy places the organism in Eukaryota, Fungi, Ascomycota, Eurotiomycetes, Eurotiales, Aspergillaceae. Gene Ontology annotation, cellular component: plasma membrane. Gene Ontology annotation, biological process: copper ion import; iron ion transport; intracellular iron ion homeostasis.
AUGGGGCAUAUUCAGGACUUCUCCCAGGAUUCCGCCAUGGAAUACCACUGGGGGUAUGUUGCCCGCCAGGUCCCCUGCACCAAAGAUGCCGGUACCUGCGCCUAUUUGGACGCGGUUUACCACGGCCACGAUGUCAGCAUGCUCUACAGCUUCAUUCUGUGGGCGGUGGUCGUGGGAAUUUUGUUCCUGUGGGCGUUGGGGGGACGCCUCGUUCGGUUUGAUCGAUCUGUAGCCAGGACCUCGCCCAAGCCUGUCCGCCAGAGUGCUCCCUACCGUCUUUCGCGGACGAUCCAGGCGCUUGUCCGGCGACAUCUGCUCCCGGAAGCCUUGCCCUGGGUGUUUGGACAUACCACACGUCUGCAAGUCCUCAUAUUCCUGAUUAUCUCCGGGUAUCUGCUGGUAUUUACCCUGGUGGGCAUCACCUACAAGACCUGGGUCACUCCCAUUAGCGGCAGUUCGCUCAACAACACGCGCAGUGGAUUGGGUCCGUGGGCGGACCGCAUCGGUGUGCUGGCGUUCGCCCUCACGCCAUUGUCCAUCCUGCUCUCCAGUCGGGAAUCAUUGCUUUCGCUGAUUACGGGCGUUCCAUACCAUCACUUCAACUUCCUCCACCGCUGGCUGGGAUGGGUGAUCUACAUUCAGUCGGCCAUGCACACCAUCGGCUGGACCAUCGUUGAGGGGAAGCUCUACCAGCCGCAGCCCGCGCAGUGGAACAGCUUCAUCACGCAGCCGUACAUCAUCUGGGGCAUCGUGGCCAUGAUUCUGCUCUCCUUCCUGGUCUUCCACAGCACUAAGCGCGGCAUCCAGCUGACGGGCUACGAGUUCUUCCGCAAGGCCCACUAUGUAGUCGCCAUGGUCUAUGUCGGGGCUUGCUGGGCGCAUUGGUCACACCUGUACUGCUGGAUGCUGGCCUCGCUGGUAGUCUGGUUCCUGGACCGGGGGAUCCGUCUCGUUCGCGUCUUCGUGCUGCAUCAUCUGAACGUCCCGACCACGACGUCGUCCACCACCGGAGGGUUGCACAUCCCGCACGCCGCGAUUCAGUUGCACCCCAACCCGGACGAUGGCGACAUCAUCCGCCUUGACUUUCACCAUAAUCACGACUCCUGGCACAUCGGCCAGCACUUCUUCCUCUGCUUCCCGCAGUUGAGUCUGUGGCAAGCCCACCCACUCACCCCCUGCAGCGUACCAGACACCUUACCCACCGGCCAGCCGCACACCUACAUCAUCCGCGCCCGGAAGGGACUGACGCGGGAACUCGCCCACCUCGCACGCAUCUCGUCACAAGAUUCUCAACCGAGUGAUGGUGAGACCACCACGAUGACGAGCGCCGGCCCAACAACCCCAGUGAUUCUCUGUGGACCUUACGGCCAGUCCAUCAUGGAGGAAACCACAACCGCUGGAAGCAGCAACCUCCUCUGCAUUGCCGGCGGCACGGGCAUCACCUUCGUGCUUCCCCCACUUCUCCAUUUACUCAGCAACACAUCCACUUCCAGGUACCAACCGACGCAGAUCCUCGAACUCAUCUGGAUCAUCCGCCGCAAGGCCGACAUGCAAUGGAUCGCCCCGGAGCUCGACAUCCUGCAGCGCCUGGCAUCCACCCACUCGAACACGUUCAGAGUCCGCAUCUUCGUGACGCGGGAGACGGCACCAGUCCCUGAGGUCUCCGACCUCGAGAAAUCGCCAUGCUGUGAGGGGUCGAAUGCGUCGUCGGACUCUGGGGUUUCCGUGAAGUAUACCCUCUCAUCUGAAGACACUGCAGUCGCUGGGACAGCGGCAGCGGCCCAUCAUCAUCCGGACCUCAAGGACAUUGUCGAGGAUUUCCUGGACCGGGUGGUCGAUGGUCCGACGCGGGUGCUCGCCAGCGGUCCGGCGGGGAUGAUUACCACGCUGCGGACGGCGGUGGCGGGGCGGAAUCGACCGGGAAGGGUAUGGCGCGGGGAGGAACGAUGGGAUGUGCAAUUAGUGCAUGAUGACCGGGUGGAGUGGUGA